AUGCGUUUCGGCAAGACUCUUCGCGAGUCCAUAUAUGCGCCAUGGAAGGACCAGUACAUAGACUACGCGAAACUGAAGACGAUGCUACGAGAGGAUAGGAAGGAGGACGACGAUGUACCUUGGACCGAAGACGACGAGAACAAGUUCUGCGACGAGAUAUUCAACGUACAAUUGGAGAAGGUGGCUCAAUUCCAAGAGAAGACCGUCAGCGGAUUGAAGGAACGCGCCGAGGUUGCCUUCGAGACAUUGAAGGAGAUGACACCCUCCGACGACAAGCCUAAGAGUGAUAUCACGGCCGCUCGGCUGAAGGAGCUUAAGAAUGAGCUGGACGCUAUCACCAACGAGAUUAAGGAGCUGAAAAAGUAUAGUAGUGCAAACUACACUGGUUUCCUCAAGAUUGCGAAGAAGCACGAUCGCAAGCGCGGUGACCGCUACAAGGUCCGGCCCAUGAUGCGGGUCAGCUUGUCGGAUCGUGGUUUCAACUCGGAACAGGCAUAUACGCCUCUCCUUACGAAGCUGUCUUUGAUGUACUAUGCUGUCAAUCAAAAUCUGGACGAAGGUGAGCAGGGGCAACCUCUGGAUCUUGGCUUAGAGAAUCAGCCGGAGGUGCAUAAUGGCGAGCGGUACACCGCCCACAAAUUUUGGAUACAUACGGAAAACCUCCUCGAGGUCAAGACCGCUAUCUUGCGACACUUACCUGCUCUUGUCUACACCCAACAAGCUGGACAAGAUCCCGACGGCAACGAAGAUCCUAAGAUCACGUCGCUCUACUUUGACAACUCCAAGUUCGAAUUAUACGGCAGAAAGGUGGACCGCCAAGUCGAUGCUUCGUCUUUGAGGUUGCGCUGGUAUGGGCAAGUAAAUUCGAAGCCGGAGAUUGUCCUUGAACAGAAGAUAGUCCACGAGAAUGGCAUUAGCGAAGAAAAGAAAUUCAUGAUCAAAAGCAAAUAUCUUAAGCAAUUUAUCGACGGAGAUUAUAAAAUGGAUAAGACUAUCCAAAAAAUGGAAAGGCAAGGCCAGACAGCCGAAGCUAUCGAGUCCUUCAAGACUACUGUGGGAGAAAUUCAGGAAUUUAUCAUCAGGGCCAAGUUAGAACCUGUCCUACGGGCCAAUUAUACCCGUACGGCGUUCCAAAAGCCUUCCGAUGAUCGCGUCCGAAUUUCGAUCGACACUGACGUCGCUUUUAUCCGUGAGGACACCCUGGACCGUGAUAGGCCGUGUCGCGAUCCUCAGGAGUGGCACCGGCGGGAUAUCGACGAAAAUAAUAUGAAAUAUCCCUUCAAGAAUAUAAACCAGAGCGAGGUGUCAAGAUUUCCUUAUGCACUUCUCGAGAUCAAGCUGAAGGAGGAAGGAGGGCGCAAGCGGCCGGGAUGGAUAGAAGACCUAAUGGCUUCUCAUCUUGUCCAUGCUGCGCCAAGAUUCUCCAAAUUCGUACACGGAGUUGCAUCCCUAUUCGAGGACUAUGUUAAUCAGUUACCGCUUUGGCUGAGCGAUCUUGAGACGGAUAUCCGCAAAGACCCCCAGACGGCGCACGAUGAAGAGGAGCAACGGAAAGCGCAGCAGGCAGAAGAUGCCAUGGUUGUAGGCAGCUUCUUAGGCGGUGGCGCUGCUGCCGCCAGGAUUGGCUCUUAUAAACCAGCAACAAGUUCACCAGUUGGAAAGUCGUAUCUAUCUGAGCGAGCCGCUAGAGAAGCUAGGACGUCUGCACCCCCGACUGCUGUAAAUGGUCACGGUGGACGGGAUGAUGAGGACGGUACAGGGAAUGGUUCCACUCAGCAAAGGAGUUAUGGGACCCUUUCUUCUGUUUUCCCCGGCUUCUCCCUCUCCCGGUAUUCUCGAGCAAAACGCCAGCGAGCACAACUUCCCGAAGGUGUUACAAAACCAGAGGUCUGGCUCAAGAACGCGGGGCCACUUCAAGUUGAACCAAAGGUCUGGCUCGCUAACGAGCGGACGUUCCUCAAAUGGCAGCACAUUUGCAUUCUUCUUGGUAGCCUAGCAAUUAGUCUAUACACAGCAGCGGGGGAGAACUUCCUGGCUGAGUGUAUGGGUAUUGCGUAUAUCGUGAUUGCUGUCCUCGCUGGAGGAUGGGGAUACUUUAUGCUGCACAAGCGCCGCGACAUGAUCGUAGAUCGUAGUGGCAAGGACUUCGAUAACAUGAUAGGGCCGCUAGUCAUCAGCGCUGCCUUGAUGCUCGCUUUGAUACUUAAUUUUGUGUUCUCGUACCGAGCCGCGUUUGCAAGAUUGAAUAAUCAUCUGUCGAACGAAACUGAAGCAGCGUUUAUUGGGGAGCUCUUGUAA
Daldinia childiae is the source of this 2298-nucleotide messenger RNA. RefSeq names its product Vacuolar transporter chaperone 3. The transcript has 3 exons. The coding region runs from base 1 to 2298 and encodes 765 amino acids. The record is from RefSeq and is a predicted model, not a curated record. NCBI's taxonomy places the organism in Eukaryota, Fungi, Ascomycota, Sordariomycetes, Xylariales, Hypoxylaceae. Gene Ontology annotation, cellular component: vacuolar transporter chaperone complex; fungal-type vacuole membrane.